AUGGGGGGCUUCAAAAGGGUCAUGAAGCGUCUCAGCCCUAGCAAAAAUCUUAUACCGAUUGCUGCUGACCCCCCUAUCCGUGCAGAAGCGCCAAAAGUCAAUCUCCCACAUGUGGACACGCAAUUGAAUAUGCACCAGAACGGAUUCCUCGAACCCGAAGGCCAGAAUGGCACCUCCAACCAAGCUUUCUCGUCUCCAUCAAACUCUCCAUCGAACUCUCCGAACCCUUCCGUGAUUCCCGCCGAAGCGAGUAAUGGCGAGCCCCCCACCUCAGAAUGGUCAGCCGUUGGACAUGCAGCGACAGGGAAAUCAGGACGUGUUAUCCAUAAUCUUCAAGAGGAGAUAGCACGUCUUACGCGCGAAUGCACACUCCAGAAGUCCCGCGCGGAGGAGUACCAAAGAACCAACGAGGCCUACAAGAUCCAGCAACAGAAUAUGAACGAGCGUCUACGGAACCUUGAGCAAGUCAACGAGACCAACCUCAACUCAAUUGCACGGAAAGACCGGAAGCUGGAAGAAUUAAGACUGGACCUCCAACACGAACGCAGCAAGAGGCAGGAUGCGGAAACGGACGCAAAUCAGACAAACCACAUGAUGCGCGAGGAACGAGAGAACCACAAUCGCGAAACAGCCCGGUUAUUAGAGAUCGCCAAGCACCACGAGACACAGUAUGAGGUGCUGUCCAGCGCGACGAAACGCGACAAGGCGGAGUUUGCGAAACGUAUCAAUGCCAUCUGGGCUGAGUUCACGACUAUCGCCGACGCACACAAAACACAUAUACACUCCACGGAGCGGCUGGAGGUUCUCGCUGAUCAGAAGAAUAGGGAAUUCGACUCCCUCAAGGAAUCUUAUGAGAAGCUACUCGCCAACCACUCUGCGUAUAAGGAAGAGAAGGAUAAGGAAUUCCGCGACACGAUCGACUCGGCUAAAUCCAAUAAUGAUAAUAUUGCUGGUGUUCUUGCUCAGCUCAAGGAGACCGAAACAGAAAUGAAGUGGGCGAUUCGGCUCAAUGCAAGUCGACAAAGCAGUGAGCAGUGA
Messenger RNA from Penicillium griseofulvum, 1038 nucleotides. RefSeq lists its product as uncharacterized. The record is from RefSeq and is a predicted model, not a curated record. Bases 1 to 1038 code for a protein of 345 amino acids. The transcript is spliced from 2 exons. Lineage: Eukaryota; Fungi; Ascomycota; Eurotiomycetes; Eurotiales; Aspergillaceae.